This is a messenger RNA of Aspergillus ochraceoroseus IBT 24754, 910 nucleotides long. Its product is annotated as 5-formyltetrahydrofolate cyclo-ligase. Gene Ontology annotation, molecular function: 5-formyltetrahydrofolate cyclo-ligase activity. NCBI's taxonomy places the organism in Eukaryota, Fungi, Ascomycota, Eurotiomycetes, Eurotiales, Aspergillaceae. The record is from RefSeq and is a predicted model, not a curated record. Gene Ontology annotation, cellular component: mitochondrion. The transcript is spliced from 2 exons. Bases 65 to 625 code for a protein of 186 amino acids. Gene Ontology annotation, biological process: tetrahydrofolate interconversion; folic acid-containing compound biosynthetic process.
UGCGAAUAGGCUUUUCGCUCUUCCGGAGUAUCAAAGGGCAAAAAGGAUAGGGAUUUACCUAUCCAUGCCGUCGGGAGAACUGUCGACAUCGACCAUAGUUCAAGAUGCCUUGAAGAAUGGCAAGGAGGUUUUUGUACCAUAUAUACAUACCGUUGAAAUCCCAUCGACCCAUCAGAAAGUCUCCGUCAUGGACAUGUUAACUUUGGAGUCGAUGGAAGAGUUUACAUCUCUUACGCCCGAUAAAUGGGGGAUUCCUUCUCUGACUAAAGCGCGGGCUCUCAAGAAGAAAAACUGUUUUGGGAGGGUCGGGAUUUCGGGCGCAGAGAGCGACGAGGUUUCCGGGGAUUCCUCAGGUUUAGAUAUGAUCCUGAUGCCGGGAAUGGCCUUCGAUCCCCAGUUUAGAAGACUAGGCCAUGGCAAAGGUUAUUACGAUAGUUUCCUAGCCAAAUACUCGAAGUGGGACACGCAAACCCAGCGAACCCUGGCCGAAAUGCCUUUACUUGUCGCCCUCUCUCUCAAGGAGCAAACGCUUUCCCCACCUGAAGAAAUACCCGUUACAAGUCAUGACUGGCCAGUAGAUGUCCUCAUUGUUGGCGAUGACCAGUGUUUUGUGCGCCAACGGUGAUCUUGAAAAGCCCAAAAACAGUUUCCUCUCAUGUCCCCAGAUCCGUCUAUUCAAUCGUGUGCAUGGGACCCAUCCUCCAGCGGUCAGGUGUAAAUAGUUGGGAUUAGAUUUUCGUAACAGGGAGAAAAUAGCAACGAGCUUUUAUUUUAAAUGGCAGUGGAGAGUUAGAUGCCAAGUGAGGCGCGUUUCGAAUCACUGAACAGCUUGGAUGAGCGACACAUUGUCACCCUUUAGCAAUAUCUGACCUGUAUGCACAUCCUGCGUCAGCAUCACGGGCCAUAAGCA